AUGGCACCCUCUCGGGGCCCGCAACCCCUCCCUCGUACCCUUCACAAAACGCUUUCAUCUCAUAAGGGCGCAGUACACGUCUCACGCUACGCUAAAGGAGCCGCAAAAUAUGUUCUCACCGGUGGGCAAGACCGGUCCAUUCGUCUCUGGAACCCAAGUCUUGGUACAGAAAUCAAGUCGUAUAACGCUCAUGGAUACGAGGUACUCUCGAUAUGCGUUGCACACGACAACGCGAAAUUCGCAUCUUCCGGAGGCGAUAGGUCUGUGUUCAUAUGGGACGUCACGUCCGGAGAGACCAUUCGACGGAUUUCUGGACACAUGACAAAGAUCAACGUCGUCGAGUUCAACAAGGAUGCUACCGUCGUUGCCAGUGGCUCGUAUGAUUCAACCGUCAAGCUCUGGGAUCUGAGAUCCCAGAACAGACAGCCCAUCCAGUCGUUGGAAGAAGCGCGGGACUCUGUUCAGACGCUUUACAUCGGUCCCACAAUCAUCAUGUCUGGCUCAGUCGACGGUCACGUCCGUACAUACGACCUUCGCAAGGGCGAAUUUCGCGCGGACUACAUCGGACACCCGGUAACAUCCAUCGUCCCGACUCAAGACGAGUCGACUUAUCUCGUCACCACGCUCGACGGACACAUUCGACUCAUGGAUGCCUUCAGCGGAAAGAUGCUCAAUGACUUUACUGGCCAUAGUCAUACUUCUUACAGGUGUAGGGCAUGUUUUGGUCACGGAGAAGCCAGCGUGGUGUGUGGAGACGAGAAGGGAGAGGUCUGGGCUUGGGACCUACUUGACUCAACUCCCCUCCAGCCCAACCCACCACCAAAAGUGCACCACAAGGUCAUCACUUGGACGGAACACCACCCAAAUGAGGCUGGGGAGAUGAUAACUGCCAGUGCUGACGGCACGGUGAAAGUCUGGAGACACCCAGACUCGGGUUCCUGACAUUCCGAUAUCCAUGUACUUUUGUAUCGAGAUUCGUUGACUUGUCUAAUAUAUU
Messenger RNA from Stereum hirsutum FP-91666 SS1, 997 nucleotides. RefSeq names its product nuclear mRNA splicing protein. Gene Ontology annotation, biological process: mRNA splicing, via spliceosome. Lineage: Eukaryota; Fungi; Basidiomycota; Agaricomycetes; Russulales; Stereaceae. The record is from RefSeq and is a predicted model, not a curated record. The coding region runs from base 1 to 942 and encodes 313 amino acids. The transcript has 6 exons. Gene Ontology annotation, cellular component: catalytic step 2 spliceosome. Gene Ontology annotation, molecular function: protein binding.